This is a messenger RNA of Fonticula alba, 2450 nucleotides long. Its product is annotated as AGC/SGK protein kinase. The transcript has 5 exons. Gene Ontology annotation, molecular function: phosphatidylinositol binding; ATP binding; protein serine/threonine kinase activity. Bases 282 to 2252 code for a protein of 656 amino acids. The record is from RefSeq and is a predicted model, not a curated record. NCBI's taxonomy places the organism in Eukaryota, Rotosphaerida, Fonticulaceae. Gene Ontology annotation, biological process: protein phosphorylation.
CUCCCCCACCCCUUCCCGGCGCCCCCUCUCGAUGAGCGCGCGAUCCGAGGCCGGUUGCUUUUGACCUCUCUGGACCGAGCUGCACUUCGCCGCCUCCCCCCCCCUCCCUUAUAUACCCGCCUAAAGCUCAUCUCGGCUGCCUUGUCCUGGGCGCAUUUCCUCCCUCUGGCACAGGCUUUCAUUGAUGCGGCGCGCCCGCUAGUGCCAUCCUACGCACCCCCCCAUCCCCAUCCAAAUCUUUUGACUUCCCGACUCCUGUUCGCUUCUUCCGAGUCAACACCAUGCCGCCGUCUGAUCCCUCGGCCAAGUCGUCUGCGGCGUCGGACCUUAAGAAUGCCGUCGAUGCCGCCCUGAACGCUGUCAAGGCCGACUCCCAGAGUCGAGCCUCGCAUGCUUCGGCCGAUGCGGCGAUUGUUGCUCACGAGACCCGCACCGAGCUGGAGGCCCGCUCCAAGCGUUUUACGGUUUACAAGGUCGUUGUCAGCGGGCCUCAGCAUCGCUGGGUCAUCUACCGUCGGUAUAACGAUUUCUAUGAGCUCCAUGCCAGCUUGGUCAAGCUCUUCCCCAAAGAGAAUCUCCCUCUGCCGGCCAAGCGCCUGCUCGGCAACAACUUCGACCCGAGCUUCAUCGAGCAACGCCGCGAGGGCCUCCACUCGUAUAUCCAACGGGUCCUCACCCGGCCGCACCUCCUGCACAGCCAGCCGGUACGCGACUUCCUCUCGGAUGGCAGCUCGGUUUUCGACCCGAGCGCUUCGCCGUCGGCCGGCGGAGGGAUAGCCAUUCCCCCGGGUGGCCAUGCGUCGACUCUGGCCUCGCCAGCCGCUUCGAUCUCCUCGCACCCGCAGCACCAGCACCUGGUCAAUGCGGCCUCCGGCGACCAGUUGUCUCGGUCACACGCCUCGACCGACUCCUCCUCGACUCUGUACUCGUCGUCGCCGAGCGGUGGCCCGGCCGGGUCCUCCUCUUCGGCCACGCUGGCCGGGCCGCAUGGCCCUGGCGCCGGUUCGGGCAGUCGUCUGGCCGGUCGGCCCAAGAAGGCCGCUCUCAAUGAUUUCGAGCUGCUGCGCGUCAUCGGGCGCGGGUCUUUCGGCAAGGUGGUUCUCGUUCGCCACAAGACCACCACGCGCAUCUACGCCCUGAAGGUCAUCUCCAAGAAGGCUAUUCGCCAGCGCGACGAGGCCAAGCACAUCAUGGCCGAGCGCAAUGUCCUCGUGCAGAAUGUCAAGCAUCCCUUCCUGGUGGGCCUGCGGUAUUCCUUCCAGACCCCGGAGAAGCUGUACCUGGCUCUGGAUUAUGUCAAUGGCGGGGAGCUCUUCUUCCAUCUGCAGCGCGAGCGCUGCUUCGAGGAAUCGCGCGCGCGUUUCUAUGCCGCCGAGAUUGUCUCGGCUCUGGAGUACCUGCACAGUGUGGACAUCAUCUACCGCGACCUGAAGCCGGAGAAUAUCCUGCUGGAUGCGGAGGGCCACAUUGCCCUGACGGAUUUUGGCCUGGCCAAGGAGGGUGUCGAGUCUGGUCGCACGACCAGCACUUUCUGCGGCACGCCGGAGUACCUGGCUCCGGAGGUCCUGCGCAAGCAGGACUAUGGCAAGGCCGUUGACUGGUGGUGCUUGGGUGUGGUGCUUUUCGAGAUGAUCGUCGGUCUGCCGCCCUUCUAUUCCCGCGAUUGCAAUGAGAUGUAUGAUCGGAUUCUGCAUGAUAAGCUGCGCUUCCCGCAAAAGGUGUCCAGCUCGGCGCGCUCGCUCAUUUCCCUGCUUCUUAUCCGUGAUCCCACCCAGCGCCUGGGCGGGUGUGAGAAUGGUGCUCUUGCCGUGCAGGGGCACGAGUUCUUCAAGGACAUCGAUUGGGCCCUGCUCUUCAACCGUGGCUACCAGCCCCCCUUCAAUCCGCAGGUGGACGGCCCGCUGGACCUGCGCAACUUCGAUCCCCAGUUCCUGGAUGAGCCGAUCCCCGAGUCGCUGCGCCGUGAGUCGGCUCUGGCCGAGGCUGCGUCUGUGGCCGCGGCGACGGCCGCCUCUCGCGGCGGCGGUGGCAGCCCCCUGGACGGGGGUUACUCCACGUCCGGGGCCGAUGCCGCCUCCACCCUGGAGGAGGGUCGCAUUGUGGUUGAUGUUGAGAUUGAUGACGCCUUCGCCGGGUUCAGCUACGCCGGUGACGAGGACAGCUUCCUUUCCGGGGCUCUGGCCGAUGACGCGUUCGAGAGCGGCUACUCCUACUUCAACCGUGGUGGCGCCGCCGGGGGUCCGGUCUUCUGAGCGACCUUCGGUCCUGUCCCUCCCCCUCAUCCCAUAUCCCCCCUGUGGCCCACCCAAUGAGGAUGUGUCUGUCCUAAGCAUAUUGUCGGGGGAGAGGAGGAAGCCCCCCAAGAGUGGGCAUGCACUCCGGUGCAUGCCCCUUUUGUGCCCGACUCUCCCCUCCGCAUCGGGUGUCCCUUCAUUUUUACCCCCCCCCCC